Acanthosepion pharaonis is the source of this 1062-nucleotide messenger RNA. The record is from the annotation of a GenBank genome assembly. NCBI's taxonomy places the organism in Eukaryota, Metazoa, Mollusca, Cephalopoda, Sepiida, Sepiidae.
AUGCCUGCACAUUAUUCUGAAACUGUCAAGGUGGGACCAAUUUUUUUUAUGACGCUUCGUCCUUCAGCGAAAUCGGUUGUCGGGUCACUGUCUCUUCUUUCUGUUCCCGCUCAGAAAUACACACAUCUAUCUAUCUAUCUAUCUGUUUGUCUGUUCAUAUCUAUCUAUCUAUCUAUCUAUCUAUCUAUCUCUCUCUCUCUCUCUCUCUCUCUCUCUCUAUAUAUAUAUAUAUAUAUAUAUAUAUAUAUAUAUAUAUAUAUAUAUAAUUCUUUCCAUAUCUCAUUUUGUUUAUUAUCUUAUACAACCUACUUUAUCUAUCUAUCUAUCUAUCUAUCUAUCUAUCUCUCUAUAUAUAUAUAUGUAAUUCUUUUUAUAUUUCAUUUUGUUUAUUAUCUGUCUUAUACAACCUACUUUCUAUCUAUCUAUCUAUCUAUCUAUCUAUCUAUCUAUCUUAUACAACCUACUUUAUCUAUCUAUCUACCUAUCUUAUACAACCUGCUUUAUCUAUCUAUCUACCUAUCUAUCUUAUACAACCUACUUUAUCUAUCUAUCUAUCUAUCUAUCUAUCUAUCUUAUACAACCUACUUUAUCUAUCUAUCUACCGAUCUAUCUUAUACAACCUACUUUAUCUAUCUAUCUAUCUAUCUAUCUAUCUAUCUAUCUAUCUAUCUAUCUAUCUUAUACAACCUACUUUAUCUAUCUAUCUAUCUACCGAUCUAUCUUAUACAACCUACUCUAUCUAUCUAUCUAUCUAUCUAUCUAUCUAUCUAUCUAUCUAUCUAUCUUAUACAACCUACUUUAUCUAUCUAUCUACCGAUCUAUCUUAUACAACCUACUUUAUCUAUCUAUCUAUCUAUCUAUCUAUCUAUCUAUCUAUCUAUCUUAUACAACCUACUUUAUCUAUCUAUCUAUCUAUCUAUCUAUCUAUCUAUCUAUCUAUCUAUCUAUCUUAUACAGCCUACUUUAUCUAUCUAUCUAUCUAUCUAUCUAUCUAUCUAUCUAUCUAUCUAUCUAUCUAUCUUAUACAGCCUACUUUAUCUGUCUGUCUCGCUCGCUGGCUAG